AAACGUCUACCCAGAAAAUAAUCGUGAAAAGAAAAAAUAAAUGUAUGAGAAUGUACUUGAAUGGCCAGAUGUAGAUCUACAAUGAACGGUUGUUUUAUGUCUGUGUUUAUUUGAUUUUGGCCAAAUUUCGGAUUUGUGGUGAUUCUUUGAAACGUUAAAAGCUACAAAACUUGUUUUUUGCUUUUUCUUUUUGGACUCUUUUAACUAGUCCGUCAGUUCAGUAGGACGAAAACCAAAAAAUGGGUUUUGCCAACUAUAUACAGAAGAGCGGGAUGAAUAUUUUGAUGCAGGUAUUGGGAGUAAGAAUUAGAGGCAGCACGCCCGCGUGUUUAUAUAUAAGUAAGCCAUAAAGAUAUAAUCCGCAGAUUUUAUCGAAAAAAUAAAUAAAAAACUACGUACAACAUGUUAACAUAGCGGUGCAUUUUAAAUCUUAACGACUACCUUGUAUUUUUAUGGGUUAAAAAAUUAUUUCGAUUAGAAAUGGAUUUAUAAAAGCGGGGGUUUAUCUAACUUUUCGUUCGACAUAUCAGCAAUCACUUGUUUAUGGCGCUUAAACCUAGCUCGUAUUUUAUCAUCAAUAUAAAGAUUGUUUUGUAAAUUAUUCAAGUUGCUUAACAAGUUUUAAAGCAAAAUAAGGAUAACAUUUAGAAGAUACAAGUUAAAGCGGGUUAGAUAAACUUGUUAUUACUACAGGAUUUAAUUCCCAUCGUAAUAACUUAUACAAUUUUUUGCAGAUUACGAAUUCUAGUUUUAACAGUUUAAUUUUUACGAAUAUAUAGUAUCCCCACCACCAAAAGGAUGGUACAAACUUACAUACAAGGUAUUUUCCUGGGUUUUCUGUUCGGAAUAUUAAUGACGUCAUCAACCGCGUGCGUCACAGACAGUGAUUGUCCUUAUGGGUCAUGUGACCAAGCAAGAGGGGUGUGUUCGUGUCGUUUGUCGUGCAAUGAGUUCCAACCACGCCUUGCAUGCUCCAAUUUAAGAACACAGCUCGACACCGACUGCAGGGCGCUUAAUCAUGGCUGUACGUUACAACGACAAGUGCUAAUCAAGACGAUCAACAUAACACAGUAUAUUAACGCUGGCCGAAACUGCAGGAAUAUACUCACACCGUGGAACGAGGACCAACUUUGUUUAGAUCAAAGUUUUUGUCAUAACAAUGGUAUCUGUUACGUAUCGGCCGUCAAUUCGCAACCAUACUGCAGAUGUAAAUCGUCUCACUGCGGAAGGAGGUGUCAAUGUAAGAAGCCUAAAGUCUCCGCUACACGUGACUCGACCAAUCGCGUGCUUGUAAGUAUAUCACGUGGCGGAGAAUCAACCAAUCAGAGCCGACAAGCAGGCGGGGUUGGAGCAGUUAGCCACAUUGUACCUUACGUCACAAUUGGGAUCUUCUCAUGCAUGUUAACGUGCUGUUUUGUCGUCGGUUAUCGUAAAAGGCGGCAAUUACGGGAUCAAUGCGCCGUGACGGAUGCUGACGUAACUUCCGGUUCCGACGAACUACAGGAAGUGACGUCACCAUUGCAAAACAAGUCGGAGGAACCGCCGACGAAUUCCCAAUGUGACGUCAUAAAGGUCAUUGUACAUAAACAAUCGAAGACAAAGGAAACAGAUCGAACUUCGGUUUAAUAUAUUCCAGCUUUUUUCUUUUUUUUCUACAAUUUUUAUUAUUUAUUUAUUAUGACGUACAUAUCACUGUAAUAAGGUUCCAAACCACUUGCGUUAUUUUUCCGACCAAACUUAUUAUUUGCAACGAAAGGCCUCAAAACCUGGCAAUUCCCGAUGUUUUCCGAACACUAGCUUCGGGCGGACUUAUGUGACGUCACAAUACCGUUUGUCACGACCAGCGGUGGGAAAUUUCCACCGACCAUGACUCAGCUUAUUUUAUCAUUAUUGUUGACUCAAUUAUAGUAAUACCGAUUAUUUCGAAACAUGUUCAUUUCUCGCACUUUAUUAUUGCUUCUUAUUCGUAUUGCACUGUUAGUUCCAAAUAAACAGAGAUAUAAACAUUUAA
This is a messenger RNA of Ciona intestinalis (vase tunicate), 2011 nucleotides long. NCBI's taxonomy places the organism in Eukaryota, Metazoa, Chordata, Ascidiacea, Phlebobranchia, Cionidae. The record is from RefSeq and is a predicted model, not a curated record.